Molecule: messenger RNA, 639 nt
Organism: Cutaneotrichosporon cavernicola
Lineage: Eukaryota; Fungi; Basidiomycota; Tremellomycetes; Trichosporonales; Trichosporonaceae
Gene: VPS24
Exons: 4
Coding region: 1-639 (212 amino acids)
Biological process (GO): late endosome to vacuole transport; protein transport; endosome transport via multivesicular body sorting pathway
Cellular component (GO): multivesicular body; ESCRT III complex
Source: RefSeq, a predicted model, not a curated record
AUGAAGAGCCUCAACCGGUGGCUGUACGGCCCAACUCCCGAAGAGCGCGUGCGCGAAUGGCGGAGGAAACUGCGUCAGAACCAGCGCGAGGUGGACCGCGAGAUUGCGAAUCUCGACCGCGCAACACUCAAGUCACGCGGUGAGCUCAAGACGUUAGCGAAGAAGAACGAUGUCAAGAGCGCACGUAUCCUCGCCAAGGAGAUUGUGCGCGCCAACAAGCAGCGCGAUCGGCUACAGUCCACCAAGGCCCGCAUCAACUCGGUCGACAUGCAGCUGCAGCACCAGCUCGCCAUGGUCAAGGUGACAGGAGCGUUCCAGAAGUCGACCGAGAUCAUGAAGGCAACGAACCAGCUCGUCAAGCUGCCGCAGCUGAGCGCGACGAUGCGGGAAAUGAGCAUGGAGAUGAUGAAGUCGGGCAUUAUGGAGGAGAUGAUGGAAGAGACGAUGGAGGGGCUCGACGACGAAGAGCUGGAGGAGGAGGCGGACGAGGAGGUGGAGAAGGUGCUUUUCGAGCUCACCGAUGGCAAGCUCGGGCAGGCGGGGCGUGUCGGCACCGAGUUGCCGGCCGAGGAGGAGGUCGAGAACGAGGUCGAGAUGGAGCGCAUGCGGCGCGAGAUGAACGACCUGCUCAACGCCUAA